Pleuronectes platessa (European plaice) is the source of this 2315-nucleotide messenger RNA. RefSeq names its product tetraspanin-8. The coding region runs from base 1 to 771 and encodes 256 amino acids. The record is from RefSeq and is a predicted model, not a curated record. Gene Ontology annotation, cellular component: membrane. The transcript is spliced from 9 exons. NCBI's taxonomy places the organism in Eukaryota, Metazoa, Chordata, Actinopteri, Pleuronectiformes, Pleuronectidae.
AUGCAGCGGAGCGCGGUGGUCGUGGUGGCGGACAAAACCACCCUGAAGAGGCCGUUCAUCUUCGCCAACGCCGUGCACAUGGCGCUGUGCUUCUUCAUGCUGACGAUGACGGUCGCUUGGCACAGAGACCUCGUGCAAACCGGCAAACUGGUGUCCAGUGUCUCUGUGGUGUUGAUGUACGUCAUCGAGAUCGGCUGCCUGCUGCUGUCAGUGCUCGGCGUGAUCGGGGCUUGUAAAGGAAAGAGAUGGUGUUUGAUUCUGUAUGCGACUGGGAUGGCCGCAGCCAGUCAAACAAUAAUUGUUAGAACAGCACUAAGUUACCAAGAUCUUUACGAGAAGCGGGUGGUCCGCGAGGAGAACAAGCUGCUGUCCAUGAUGCCGCUCACUGCAACGAACAAAGCCAACAGGACCCUUCUGUACAGCAUUCAGGAAGAGUUCGAGUGCUGCGGUCUCAUUGAAGGCUACAAAGACUGGGGCUCCUUCAUCCCUGCCUCCUGUAACUGUCAGUAUCCAGGAAAAUGUAUUCGGCUACGGGGGAGCGCCACUCUCGGGGCGCCAAAGAACCAGUAUGUUUAUCAAGAGCCUUGUCUGCCGAUUUACGUCUCUGAACUGAAGCUCGCGUUCUCGUUGACGAUGGCCAUACAGUUUGGAAGCGGAGUGUUUUGGAUGGUUUUACUCGUCAUGAGCAUCAAGCUGAUGGGGCAGAUCAAAAGAAAACAGGAGUUCAUGGCUCUUCUCUAUUCUAACAGAUACGUCCCCGGUGCCUUCUAGUAACCUCGUACCUUUUAAUACGUAUUUGCAAUUAUUAUCUCGUUUGAAUUUGCACAUGUAAACACGUUACGCUGUAUAUCAUAACCUGGCUAUAUUUUACGCUAGAGCGACAUAUGUUAAAUUAUCAUUUUCAUAGUGUUAAUGCAUGUGCGCGAUAUUGAGAAGUAAUCUACAUGCAUAAGAUCGAUUUCAAAUGAUUUUUUUUUAUUGCCUUACUGCUGUGAAAACAAUGCAGUUUAAUUAAAUUAUCUAAUCUUUAAUAAUCGUCACAUGCUUUUCUCUUAAGACUCUGUUCUCGAUGACUAUAUCUAACCAUUUGUUUUUCUGGUAUUUCAUUAUUUACAGUAAAGUCGUUUUAAAGUGUCUGCAGAACUGGGUCCGGACUUUCCACGCGGCGGGAGAUUCUCCGCUCGGACACAGGGAGUAACAAUUUCAUUCCACUGCGGAGAUCACGUGUUUUUGUUUACAGCGUCGGCUCCUAUUACCAAAAACUCUAUUGGCAUCUUCGUCACUGUAUGGCGGCGCUUUUUCAUCCUGAGAUAUUUGUAUUGCUUUCGUUUUCACAAUCCUUGCGUCCGUCGCGUGUAAGAAACGUCUCCGACUUGCUCGCGGUGAAUCCUAUGGAGGAUCUCCCCCUAUUUCCCUCGCUCAGAAAUUUGCGCUCUCACGCUCGGCCCCCUCUGGAGAAAGUCCAGAGACUAUCCGGAGUUCAGUGCACGUCUGACUGCUGCUUAUGCAUCGUCUCAUCUUGAUAAUAUCCGUUCUAUAUGCAUCGCCUUCACAUCUGGACACAUCUGUGUGUCUUUUACAAAGCCAGAUAUUAAUCCGAUCACAUCUACUGUACCAUGUGCACGGAAAACGUUUUUUAUGUUUGUCAACCGGACCAAUUCUUCCAAACGUACGUCUCCAAAUCGUCUUAAGCACACGCAUUGAACAAACCAAGCACUCGAGCAACAAACCAAUAUCUGAUAUUAAUAAUCCUAAUGUAGCAUCUUUCUUAAAACAGUGUUUACAAGAGUGCUUUGAUUGAAACAUAUAAUGAUUUAUUUAUUACGGAGCAAUGUAUUUUCUCGGGUAAAUAAUCAGGUCAGACAAAAGGAAUGAGUCCACGCUCUCGUUGGGAGGCCAGGAUGUCUCGAUGCCUCGUGCAUUAUAUAUAUAUAUAUAUAUCUGAAAACUUCCAUCACUUAAUUCCAUUUGUUUUUCCUGAAAGCACAUGUAGUGGGUAAAUGAUAUGUGAGGAGAGAGGGGAGCCGGUUUGGUCGCACAUCCAGUAGACAGGCCUGUAAAUCCUUGGUUAUUUCUGACACAGAGGUUUUGGCAUCCCGACUGGGGAUGCCGUUACGCCAAGCCGCCCCAAUACGACCGGCUGCAGUCGAAAUGCCCUCUCUCGACUUACGUAUUGUCAAACGAGUUUCAUCAGAUACAGCGGAUCCGAUGUCUACCUGUGCACUUUAACCAUUAAUGCCUAAUAUACAGUAUAUGUUCUGUAAACUAUGGUAUUUUUGUUUCUGUCGAACACUGUUUUUCUUAUUUAUGGAAUG